GUAAGAGUAGUGGUGUGAGGUGUGCAUGAGGCAGCAUGGGGGCGGCCUCAUUACAGGCACCGCUCCUCGCUGCUCGUAAUGCUUCACAAGUGUAAUUGUGGAGGUAGUUAACCCCCUGGAGGUGUCCAGUCCAGUUGCUGAGUUCCUGUACUUUCCAAGAUGGUGGUCCUAUCAGUUCUUGACAGAGGUUUGCACACCUAUAAUGGGUGUCUGUUUGCUUACCCAUUGCUCACCAAAGCCUGUACCAGUGCAUUUACUGGAGCUCUUGGAGACUUUCUGGGUCAGCUUAUAACUAAGCAGCCAUUCAUCAACUUGCACAGUAUUGCAAGAUACUCAGCAUUUGGAUUUGUUGUGACUGGACCAAUGGCCCAUCACUUUUACAAGACACUGGAUCAGUUGGUGCCUGCCACGGCAUGGGGAGCAGCUUUCAAGCGUCUCAUGGUCGACAGAUUCAUGUUCGCUCCCCUCCUCCUCCUCCUCUCCAUGUAUUUGCUCUCAAGACUUGAGGGGAAGAAUCAUCGUACCUGUGCAAAAGAAAUCCGGCUAAAAUAUUGGCCAGCGCUCAAGAUGAAUUGGAAGGUUUGGACUCCAGUUCAAUACAUUAAUAUCAACUACAUUCCACAACAGUACCGUUCACUCUUCGCCAAUGUUGUUGCCAUCUUUUGGAUUAUGUACUUGACCAACAAGAGAAGACAAGCUACCACUGCUGCUGCCAAAACUCCUUAAAUUUCUGCAGAACUUUAAACAAAGUUUGCAUACAAAAAAUCAAGAGAAUUAAAAUUUGAAACAACUUCAACAGUUAAACAAAAGUUCAAUAGGUAUUUAAAACAGUAGUAAAAAAAUAUAUAUAUUUGUAUUUCAUUUUGUGUUAUGGACUAGGCUCCCAGAAAUAGAGAGUUAACCAAUCACAGUGCAGGAUGCAGAAUAGUUUAACAGUUGUCACAGUGACAGGUUUGUAGACACUGCUUUAGACCAUGUGAGUUAGGACGAUGCAAAGGUACAGUAUCUCCUCCCUUCAGCUAGAUCAAGUAAUUGGGAACCAGUUGGGUUCCUAUGAGAAACCAGUUGUGAAAAGGAAGUUGUACUGUACUGAAGCUGCCUUAAACUGAAUUUGAAAUUAACAGUGAUUAAAUUUCUUGUUCUUCAUUAUUGUAGUAAGGUUGAUUAGUAAAAGCUAAAAUAUUCUGACAACUAUUUUCUACUUGAUAAAUAACAUUUACCUCAAUUUUUUUGUGCCAUAAUUCUUAAUGUAGGAAACAGCAGAGAUUCUGUUCAUAAAAGAUGCUGUUCACUUUUGUUCAUUAUUAUUUUUUAAUUAAAUUAUGGGCAUUAAUUUAAAAGAAUCAGUGAUGUUGACAGCUUAAUGACCCCCAUAAGCCACCAAUACCCAGGAACUAUUGCAAGGAAAAUUUGCUUUUUAGGUGAUAAUUGUAUUUUAUUUUUAUACCUGUACUGCAUAACAUGAAAGCUUAACAGUUAAUGAGUUUUAAAACUACUAAAACUGUAAUAAUUUUUAGUUUUAUAAUUGAGAAUGUGGUACAGUAUAUGGUAGUUGUAAUGAAGCAUUACAAUAACCGUAUUAGACAUACUAAUUUUAAAACUUGCAGAAAUAUAUUCAUAAAGCUAUAUACUAGUGGCUAUAUUAACAUGUGGGAUUAUCUAUGCAUACAUUAUAUUGUACUGAACCCUUAUUGGUUAAGUCUGCAUAGUAAUGUGUAAUGUAAUGUUUAGGUCAAGAUGAUAACUUGAGUAUAUUUUUGUUAUAUUAACGUUUAUAGAGUUUUAAUAUAAUAAUUAUAUGUGGGUCUGUAAGUUGUUGUUGUUUUAGAUUCAGCUACUGGGAACAAAAGUUCCAAGUAGCACGAGCUAUGGUGAGCCCGUAGUGGACUUGGGUCUGUAAGACAAUAAUAUGUAUCUUAAGUAAUACAGUGGAACCUCGAGUGACGAGCAACUAGUUACAAGCAUUUCGAGUAACGAGCGAGCCACUCGCAGAAAAUUUGUCUAUAUCAACGAGCUUUCGCUCGAUUAACGAGCAAACUACAUGGUGCUUUCUAGCGUUCCCGCUGGUUCUCAGACACCUCCAACGACAGUGUUGUUGUUGUUUCGCAAGACGAGCGUUUCACGUGACGAGCUCGGUGCCGGAACGGAUUAAAUUUGUUAAUCGAGGCGCCACUGUACAUGUGCACUGUAAUUUCAAAUUGUUCAUGAACUGGGUUAUCAAGUGAACUGUAUAUACUUACCUGAAUUUACCUGAGGGCUACUAACACUUUAGUGGUCUUGAUGAGGACAGGACAGUUUUGUCCUCUUUUGACAAUUACUUACUGUAUAUGAAGUAAAAUUUGGUCAACUUAUAUUUGUAUGGAAAAUUAUUGGUUAGAGAAAUUUUAAUUAAAUUACAUACUUGUACAAGAAAAGUUAAGAUAUGUGUGGGGAUAAUGGAAAGUGAUUGUACACAAUUAAAAUGGGAGAAAAUG
Procambarus clarkii (red swamp crayfish) is the source of this 2474-nucleotide messenger RNA. Its product is annotated as peroxisomal membrane protein 2. Gene Ontology annotation, cellular component: membrane; cytoplasm. NCBI's taxonomy places the organism in Eukaryota, Metazoa, Arthropoda, Malacostraca, Decapoda, Cambaridae. The record is from RefSeq and is a predicted model, not a curated record.